AUGGACAGCUUAACUCUCUACCCAACCAAGAGGAGCCAACAUCUUCUGUAUUCAAGACUCCUGGAUUGUGGACAUUCUAGGCUGCCCCCGGGUAAACUUGAUCAUACAAAGUCUAGCAGCUACCUGGGCUACAGCAGCUACCUGGGCUACAGCAGCUACCUGGGCUACAGCAGCUACCUGGGCUACAGCAGCUACCUGGGCUACAGCAGCUACCUGGGCUACAGCAGCUACCUGGGCUACAGCAGCUACCUGGGCUACAGCAGCUACCUGGGCUACAGCAGCUACCUGGGCUACAGCAGCUACCUGGGCUACAGCAGCUACCUGGGCUACAGCAGCUACCUGGGCUACAGCAGCUACCUGGGCUACAGCAACUACCUGGGCUACAGCAGCUACCUGGGCUACAGCAACUACCUGGGCUACAGCAGCUACCUGGGCUAA
This is a messenger RNA of Knipowitschia caucasica, 438 nucleotides long. Lineage: Eukaryota; Metazoa; Chordata; Actinopteri; Gobiiformes; Gobiidae. The record is from the annotation of a GenBank genome assembly.